This is a messenger RNA of Thrips palmi, 1366 nucleotides long. RefSeq lists its product as uncharacterized. The record is from RefSeq and is a predicted model, not a curated record. The coding region runs from base 146 to 1114 and encodes 322 amino acids. The transcript is spliced from 4 exons. NCBI's taxonomy places the organism in Eukaryota, Metazoa, Arthropoda, Insecta, Thysanoptera, Thripidae.
GAGCGGCAGGCGGCAGUGCCCAGCAGCCCAGCGGAGCCACCGGAGCCACAGAGCGUCACAGAGCCGCACGAGGCGCGCACCGCACUCAACAGUCUCGUCUCGCGUCGUUCAGGUCCGUCAGUGUGUAGCCGCAGCCCGUGCAGCCAUGGCGUCAACUUAUCCCUUGGCGUCGACUUAUCCCUUGGCGUCGACUUAUCCCUUGGCGUCGACUUAUCCCUUGGCGUCAACUCUUCCCUCGGCGUCAACUUAUCCCUUGGCGUCAACCCUUCCCUCGGCGUCAACUUAUCCCUUGGCGUCAACCCUUCCCUCGGCUUCAACUCUUCCCUCGGCUUCAACUCUUCCCUCGGCUUCAACCCUUCCCUCGGCGUCAACCCUUCCCUCGGCCUCAACCGAUCCCUCGGCUGCAAGUAUUGCACAUUUGUUGAAUCUUUGUGCUUCGAGGCCUUCGAGGCUGGAUUCGACUCGUCCCCCGGCUGCUUCACGUUGUCCACCGGCUGCUUCAACCUUUCCGCCGGCUCCUUCAACUAGGGCCCCGGCUUCAACUCAUCCACCGGCCGCAACCCGUCCGCGGGCGGUCCCGGGCAGCUCAAGAGGAAACACAGGUUACUCAGCCCAUAAUGCCGGUGCGGGUGACGACACUGACGACGACUACGACGAAUACAACCACGACCGUGCCGCGUUGGACUUGGUCGUCGUGUUGGAGGAGGAGAAGAUGCAGACGCGCUUCCUCGAAGAGAUUCAAGACCUGCGCAUGGAGCGCCUCCUCUCCUUGCAGGCUAUGGAGUUCUUAUUUUUCGGGAAGAAGUAUGAUCUGGUUGAUCAGCAUCUCUACGAUGGAAACAUUAGUGCGCAAGAGGCCUGUAAUGAGUUCUCCGACCAAAAGGGUAUCUACUGGCCUAACGAAUGCCCCGCUCUGUUUAAGAAUGGCGACUGGCAUCGUAUAGAAGCCAUGAUGUGCGCUAGGGACGCUACGGGCAAUGUGCCUGUGCGAGACUUGCGUGAGGAUGGCCCGCCCAGAGUUCCAGGAUUCAGGCUUUGCUCUAUGCACAAAAGAGCACGAGCACGUAGACCCAAGUGCACUCAUACCGGAUGGCAUGAGAAAUCUUCUGGAUAAGCUGUCCCCCUUUAAUGUGACCCUGAGCAAUUUUGUGUCCCUUCCAGAUAUGUUUCAUUGAUUUUACCUGUAGUCUUUUAUGCGCCUGUGAUUCUAGUUGUUUUAAUUGUAACAUGAAAUUAUUACAUUGUUUCCGAGUACCAAUUCACGGAUGCUUGAGCCUUUUCAUCUCAUAUCUUGAUCUCGUAGAAACUAAUGAUGUAACUUUAUAAUCUUAGCAAAGUAAAGCUCUUUUACGAUUUAAUAAAUCAA